Messenger RNA from Sorghum bicolor (sorghum), 2870 nucleotides. RefSeq lists its product as uncharacterized. Gene Ontology annotation, molecular function: mRNA binding. Gene Ontology annotation, cellular component: cytoplasm. Bases 184 to 2307 code for a protein of 707 amino acids. The transcript has 7 exons. NCBI's taxonomy places the organism in Eukaryota, Viridiplantae, Streptophyta, Magnoliopsida, Poales, Poaceae. Gene Ontology annotation, biological process: mRNA destabilization. The record is from RefSeq and is a predicted model, not a curated record.
CUCCAAUCGCCCCGGGACCCCGGGGUUGGCCGGGUGGUGCCCUCUCGCCUCUCUCUCUCGCGCGCGCGCGCUCUCUCUCCGCCGCCGCCCUACGCCAGGUGUCGAGUUCGUCGUCGAUCCUUCCGCCGGAGACGAGCACGCACCAGUUGCAGAUUGCACCAGUUCCCUUUUCUUGCAGUGUCUAUGGAUCUUCCGGAGCAUCAUGAUCUCAUAUUUGGAGAGGAGUUCUGCUUUCCUGCUACCACAACUUACUAUCCACCUCUUUAUGCCCCAACUGGAAUUAAUGUGCCUACUCAGCUGUAUCAACAACAGACAAGUUCAAGAUGUGACAAUCAAGCUCAAAGUUACAUGGGACACAAGGUGCAAGGCACAUCAUCCAUGUAUUAUGUUGUGCCUAACUAUGGGAUCGAACAUUCUCCCCAUGGAUCUCACCCUUUGCACCCUUGUGCCAUUGGCGAUGGUAGGUUUGUCAGAACCCAAGAGUACCACGCUGAAACUGUGGAGCACACAUACCAUCAACCAAUUCCUAUGCCCUACUGUUCUGCCCAUCCAUCUGCAGCAGACAGGACCCCAGCUAGCACUGCUCAAUCUCUUGGUUACACCAACGGCUUGUUUGUUCCUGGUGGACUUCGGCAAACUGUAUCUGUUACCUCAGAAAGGGGUGUUGCAUGGAAUCAAUCUCUACAACAAGCUACUAUUGCUUCAAUGGAAUUUCAAAGCCAUACUUCGCUACCAAAGGAACAACCACGUAGGCCAGCUCCAUGGAAGCGGCAAUUAUCAGGUGGGGCCAGGGCGCCAGCUAGACUCCCUGUCCCUCGUGCUCGACGGGCACCACAUCAGUCUCCACAAGCAGCUGCUCCUUCUGCCCGGUCUUCACUGCAGGCAAAUCUGUCGUACAACAACGAAGCUUCAAAUGUUGGAUCUGACCUUUGUGGGAUGCAGUCAACUGAGAGAUCCCAACCAUAUGCAAGAACCAGUAGCUAUGCUAAUCGAAGGUUCAGUUCCAUGAGUCAGCAGAACACAAGUAAAGCAAAAAAGCCAAUAGGUUCAAUGCCCCCAGAAAUAACUGUAAAAUCAUAUACAUCAAGGCUCCUUAUCGGCAACCCAGAGGGUAAAAUAGUCAUUAGGUCUGAUCACUAUAACAGACAUGAUUUCCAGGUGGUGUAUCCAAAUGCAAAAUUCUUUGUGAUAAAGUCCUAUGAUGAGGCAGACAUUCACAAAUCUAUCAAGUAUGGUGUGUGGUCAACUUCCUCUAUUGGAAGCCAGAAGUUGGAUUUUGCAUUCAGAGAGGCUCAAGCGAUAGCUGCAAGUAGUUCUACCUUGUGCCCAGUUUUCCUGUUCUUUUCGGUCAAUGCAAGUUACAAUUUCUGUGGCGUUGCUGAGAUGGUUGGCCCUGUCGACUACCAAAAUGACAUGGACUUUUGGUGUAUGGAUAAAUGGAUUGGCAGCUUUCCUGUAAAGUGGCAUAUCAUAAAAAACGUACAUAACUCCACUUUCCGAAGUAUCUUACUGCAGAACAAUGAAGAUAAGCCUGUGACCUCUAGCAGAGAUACACAAGAGAUACACUACACUCCUGGAACAACUAUGCUCGAACUCUUCAAAUAUACCAGAGCAGACGGAUGUGUGCUUGAUAGCUUCAUGGUGCAUGAGGAGAAGGAAGCAAGGAGACUCCAGAAGUUUAAGCUGCGCAGGAGUGCACCACAUUUUAUACCUGCAUGGCAUGGCCCUCGUCCCUCCAGACAUGUGCUGCCAAAAUCUGAGUGUGUAGUGAUGGACAAAAUUACCAGUGAGACAAACAAUCUGACUGACAAGCUACAGAGUCUCAACCUGGAGAAGAACCAGGCUUCAUGGCAAGACUUUGGGAACCUGACUAGCAUAGCUUCCACCACAAACAGACAGAAAGAAUGGUAUUGCUACGGAACCCAGGCUCAUGGAAAGACAAACAAGAAUACUGCGAAGGCUAUACCAUCUCCAGCUCGAGCAUACCAUCCCAUGACUCCUACUAUCAAGAAAUAUGCUUUGGAUGGAGAACAACGAUGCUGGAAGAAGGUUCAGAUCGCCCCAACUGAAAACCCACAUCCAGAAACUGUUGCCAUCGCCUCGUCAAAAGCACCACCUGAGGAGCAUCAACAAGGUGGUGAAAAUACCUUGGCGCACAGUUUAUCAGGAGAUCAGUGUGAAGAGCAAAAGAUUGUCGGGAAAGCCUGUCCACCUGCGCCCGUUUCGACAAGUAAAGCCUGCUCAGAACCCCUGCCUGGUAUGCUUGCUAUUGGCUCAAUGCUGGUCCCGAUUACGACGUCCAGUUAGUAGUAGGUCCAAAGGCAUCUCUUGUUAACCUCAAGGCGUCUCUUGUAAGUAGCACGGUUUCAUUUUGAGCUUCUGACGUUAUAGGCUCGUGGCAACCAUGGAGUGAGUGGUCUUCAGUUUAAUCUGGCAAACUAGGAACCACUUAUAAUAGGAUUUGGAAGGUUCAGGUUUUCUUUUGACCUUUUCAGUUCAGCACUGUUCUUCCUUUUGAAUCUUCAGUUGCCAUGUCUGAAGAACCUUUUGGUUACCCUAGUCUCUGGAAUGGGGGAGAAAAAAAGAUGUCGUGAUGUGCUUAAACUUCUGUUGAAGUGGAUAGCGGAGUAGGUAAGCCACAUGUUCUGUUGAAAUGUUUUCUUUGUUGGAUUGGAACCAUAUGCUUUAUCUCAAGUAUCUCUUUGUUCGCGUACUCUGUUGUUAAAACUAAACAUGUCCCCAUCGUGCAUUGGUUAAGCUACAUAGACAGGCAGGAGUUCGAGAGCGAGACUGAUUUAUGAUUUACAAAUGGGGGGUGGUUUGGUGGUGCCCCGUUUGAGUAAGAUAACUAAAGACGAAGACUGAAGAUA